Messenger RNA from Toxoplasma gondii ME49, 3596 nucleotides. RefSeq lists its product as hypothetical. The coding region runs from base 615 to 3596 and encodes 993 amino acids. The record is from RefSeq and is a predicted model, not a curated record. The transcript has 2 exons. NCBI's taxonomy places the organism in Eukaryota, Apicomplexa, Conoidasida, Eucoccidiorida, Sarcocystidae.
CUUUAUUAUUACUUCCCGAACUUGUAUGGCGGAGGUGACACCUACGUGCCCAGGGUGUUUUGCGACUCGGGUCCUUUUCUGUGAAUGACAGCCCCCCCCCUUUGUUCGCAAUUUGAUAGCAGACUACGCAGUCACCGACGUUGUCACUGCGCAAGUACGCAGCUCUCAAAAAGGGAGGAAAGUGCUAAGCUUUGACAUAUUGAAGAAUGAAGAGAACGAGUUUUUCUCUGUUUUAGUUUAAGAUUUGAUUUACUGCUCGUGCCAGAGCGAGCUGGGGCGCACUGGCAACUUCGUCUGGUUAUCUGGAAUUUUUGCGGCGGCGACCACUGGUCCACACUACGAUAUGUCAAUAGACCGUCGGUCUCUUGUCAGAGGUACCCUGUGUUUGCUGCUGGCCUGUGUUUUUCACAACAAAUGCCGACACCUGUAGAAUCUUCCGGCCAUAUGUUGUGCAGCCAGGUCUGGGGAGCUAAUACGGACAGAGGCGUCGCACAUGUCGGUGUAUCGUCAUAUCUCUUGGGGGGUCGCCUUGCAUACACGAAUUCUCCUUCGAGUCUCACCCUUAACCAGUUUUUUCUGUCCGUGUUUCAUGUUUCCAUUUUGCUUUUCCUGAGAUGCCUCACGGAUUCGCCCUCCUCGCGGCACUUUCCGGUCUGGGGGCCUCGGCCUCACACACGACAUCUACCAACGACGUCGCAGACCUUUUCCAGACGGGGUGGAAUGCGGCACCGUUGACUUCUGUUCCCACUUUCGUUUCGGCUGUGAGUAAAACCGUUAGUGGAGCACUGCAUCAGGGGUUGGCUUUUCUAGGACAAGCAGCAGGCGGAGCCAAGUUCGCGAGCACUGCAGCUGGGCCCGUAUCAUCCAGUGCUUCUUCGUCUUUCUUUUGCACAGGUAGUGUUCCAAUCUAUAGUGGUGGUUCCUCGUCUGGGAUGUCAGCUGGAGCAGGAGCUGCACAUGCUGGAACUCAGGCGAUCGCUUCGAAAUUCCUGUGUUCUUCCGCUCACCAUGCUACGAAAGGUGCUGCAGAUGUGGGUUCCGCAGGCCCUGCUGGCCUCUUGUAUACCGCGAAAGGGGCCUCUUCAGCUGGCCUAGGGAGCGCUGCAGGAAACUCGGCUUUGAUUAACGCCAGUGGCAGACACGCUGCCCACUUCCUUGCCUUCACAGGGGUGGGGGAUUCCCACGCGACUGCAGUUUCGACAGCAGUCGCCGGAGGAGGAUCAGCGUCAUCUGGAGCCGCUGUAGGAGAUUCAGGACUCCUGCCAGGAGCAGGAGUAUUAAUCGGGGCACCGAAAGGCCUGUCCAUCUUCGGAGGAUCAGCAGCAGGUGACUAUGGAUUGAAUUUAUUACAGGUUUUGCAUGCAGAUAAUUCUGGACCGGUAGCUGGAGGCGCAGCAGUGGCGACAUCAAAAGGUACGCUUUUCGCCCAUUCUUCGAUUCAUUCAAAAAAAGUGAUUCUUACAAAAGCAGUAGCACACAGUGGAAAGAAAGCAUUCGGAAGGAAAACUUCAUUUUUAGGAAAGAAGACCAAGGGAAGCGCAGGCAAAAGCAGUCGUGAGGCAGCGCGUAGGGAGAAGGCAGCUCGCAAAGCAGCAGAGAAAGAAGCAAAAAAAAAGGAGGCGGCCGCUAAGAAGGAACAAAAGCGAGCAGAGGCUGAGAGGAAGAAGGCGGAGAAGGAGCUGAAAAAAAAGGAAGAGGCCGAUAGGAAGCGGGAAAAAAAGAUUGAGAAGGAGAAUGAGCGGUCCCGGGCGAAAGAACAACGUCGCCUGGAGAAGCAGGAGAGAAAGAAAUAUCGCGAGGAGAAGGAGCGUCUUCGAGAAGAGCAGCGUCGGUACCGGAAGCUAAGAAAGGAGGAGCAAGAGUUGGAGAGACAGAGGGAAAAAUACCAAGAAAGCAGAAGCCGACGGGGGCAAUAUGACCUCAGUGACUACGGUAGUCCGUCGUAUGGCCGUAGCUAUGGUCCGUCAUAUAGAAGCGGGUAUGGUCCGUCCUAUGACGGCGGUGGGUAUGGCCCGUCAUAUAGAAGCGGGUAUGGUCCGUCCUAUGGCGGCGGUGGGUAUGGUCCGUCCUAUGGCGGCGGCGGGUAUGGCCCGUCCUAUGGCGGCGGCGGGUAUGGCCCGUCCUAUGGCGGCGGCGGGUAUGGCCCGUCCUAUGGCGGCGGUGGGUAUGGCCCGUCCUAUGGCGGCGGUGGGUAUGGCCCGUCCUAUGGCGGCGGUGGGUAUGGCCCGUCCUAUGGCGGUAAUCAUGGUCCGACUAGCCAUCACGAUGACUUAUAUGGGAGCAGGUCUGGGCCUACUGUCACCGAAGCUCCAUAUCGUCCAACUACUGCUUACGGAACGCCUUCAAGGAACGUCACUUCAACCCCCUACGGGGUUCCUGCAGUACCUCGUGAAGCUCAUGGCGUGACGGGAGGGUCAGGGGGCAGUGCAGGAGGGCCGGUUCAAUACGUCUAUUCACAGCCCGGUGAAGCUGCUACCGGGACGAAAUCUAUCCGUGUUAUCCAAGAUGUAGCCGAGACAAAAAACGGGGUUACGACACACCAUGUCACGGAAACAGUCUCCUCCUCAAGAGCGGGUGUCCCUUCUGGGUCUGUUCCGGGUAUGACCAUUGGAGGAGCUGCAGCUAGCGGCUAUGGGGGUGUUCACGGCCCAAUUGGCGGAGGUGAGUAUCAUGGUGAGGAAAUGAGCACUUACGAGGGGGGCGAAGAAGAGGGCGAAGAAUUUUUGAGUCUCAGGACACUGCAGCUCCAAGCGACCACACUCUUCUUUGGCUUUUUCGGGAGGCUAGCUGACACAGGCCGAGAAGACCGACACAGAACAUACAGAUGCACUGAUAACAGGACGCAUAAAACAUGGAGUGCCAAGAUUCUCAAACGAAGAACGGAACGAAGGGCACGGUUCGCCGUUUUGAGAGAGACUUGGAUUGCUGAGGCUGAGCGUCGCUUAGAGGAAGGGAAAUUUCCUUUUCUGCUUGUUGAAUCUUUGCGUGACGUUAAGUCAGAAAACAGGGAAAUCAAUGUGGCGUACUCCGAGCUUAAAGAUACCGACAGUGGCAGUACAGCGCCGGACACAGCGAGCGGUGACGAAACACAUGUUGGAAGCACAGUCAGGGAGACUCGAAUCUGGUCGGAGGAGAUGGAUGUGGAGCUGUUGCGGAGCACCUGUGGAGUUGGCUGGCAACCUGAUCGAUCUACCGAGUUUACGAAAGACGCAAAGCUUGCGGAUCUUCGGGAAGAAGCGAAUCAUGACAGCAGUGGGUAUUGUGGAGAACUGGACUGGAGCUCCGAUGACGAGACAGGCACAGAAGAUGAUGCUCGGUGGACUUCAGAUGAGGAGGCUGACGACAGGCCACAAAGGGAGGGGCCAGGAAGAUUCCAUAUUUCCUGCCAAAGAUUGCAACAGGCAAACCACAAUUCUUUGGGAGGAGAGAAAGUGAUUCAGGAGACAUCGAAAAAGAAAUUCGGAGGUCGGUUACGAGUGGGCUAUUUUCGGAAUGACCGUACCUUUUUUCCCGUGUGUAGCCGCCGCGUCCAGCUUUCCCUUCUUCCUCUCCGUCAACUCAUGUUGAGAAGGCUAAGCACCAGUUUCCCAUUUUGA